This is a messenger RNA of Drosophila ficusphila, 1187 nucleotides long. RefSeq lists its product as uncharacterized. Bases 228 to 1145 code for a protein of 305 amino acids. The record is from RefSeq and is a predicted model, not a curated record. The transcript is spliced from 4 exons. Lineage: Eukaryota; Metazoa; Arthropoda; Insecta; Diptera; Drosophilidae.
AAACGUUUAACUAUUCGCAUCGGCCGUCCAUUCAUACCAUAUUUUUUACUCGGAUUCAUUAAUAGAACUUAACUGCAACACAAACUUCUAUCGGUCACUCGAAACUUUCCACGUGACUACUUAUUUCGGGAUUUCAUUCUUCUACGCGUCGUUGCUCCGUGAAGAAAAAGUGCUCGAAAAAGUUUUUUUUACCUGGCCGAAAAAGGUGAAUAUCACAAGAAAACAACAUGUCAUCCGCAAGUGUUUCUCGCUAUAAACGUAAAACAGGAAAAGAAAACAUAAGCUUGGAAAAUGCUGUUCUGGCCGUCAAAGCCAUUCUGUUGAACAACGAAAAGUUAAGACCAGUGGCACGAUCUUACAAUUUUCCUCGAACAUCUUUAAAACGAUAUGUCGACAAAGUGAAAGAGGAUUAUCCAGACAUUUCUACUAUCUCUGACGAAAAUUUGGCGAAAACUAUAAAACUGCUGGGAAAUUUUGCAACAUGCCAAGUAUUUUCUGAUGAACAAGAAGAAGCGUUGGUGGGCUAUAUAAAAAAAUGCUGCGACCAUUAUUACGGCUUGAGUAUCGUUGAAAUGAGGCAGCUGGCGUACCAAUAUGCCAACAAAAUUGGUACCCAUUAUCCUCUAACGUGGAAUGUCAACGGAAUGAGUGGACGUGAUUGGUAUUAUGGUUUUAUGCGUCGCCAUCCACAACUUACACUACGCACGCCUGAACAGACGAGCUUGAACCGCGUCAAUCCAGACAUUUUCAUGGAUUCGGAUUAUGUGCAAGCGGCGUUCAGUGGCGAAAAUGAUCGAGCAGUUCGGGAAGCUGAAGUCAAUGAAAAGGACUCAUCGCGCCGCAUAGUUAUUUCAUGCGUUACUGAAAUUAACGAACGUGCAGAAACUUCGAGUUCUACUGAGCCAUCGGUAUCCACAUCCCGUGACACUUCUUCUCUUUUGAAUAUAAUCGGACCUCUGCAAGCUCCUACUUCAACAGCAAAAAAAUCAAAUCGAGGGCGGCGGCCAAUGAGUAGCACGAUUUUGACUUCGCCAGAGAGUCUCGACGCAUUGCGAGAAAAACAACGAGCGAAGAAAACAACUUCUGCACCUAAAGCAAAAAUACCAGCGAAACGUGGUCGUCCCCCAAAGAAACUGCAACUCUGAAUAAUUUGAUAUUUAGUGUAAAAUCCCAAAUAAUUGAAUAAA